AUGCGCCAUGAAAUUGAGUUCAAGUCUUCAAAACAAUUACCUGGCGAGGAUGUGAAGUCAUGGCUGUUUUUCUUAGAUCUGAAGAAUCCAUGGUUUUUGUUAUCCCAUUUUGCGCCCCACUCUCACAAUGACGCCGCUUGCGGAAUAUACAUUCCGCCACAGUCCACUAAAUACCUCUCAAAUUAUUUAAAUGUCGUCUUACAGGUAUUUCAAGUUUUCAAAAUGUCCCACCUCCAAUAUUUUUCCUACAAGGGCGUUGGGGAGACCAACCGCCAGAAGUUCAAGUACAGCCAAGCUGUCAGAAUCGGAGAUCGCAUCGAGUGUGCCGGCCAAGGUGAGCAAUUAGUGGUUACUUCUUUUUGUUUGUUUUCCUCCUCGUUUUCUGACUCCAUUGUUACAGGUGGUUGGAACCGCGAGACUGGCGUGAUCCAUCGCGAAAUCAAUGAACAAAUCGACCAAGCGUUUGCAAAUGUCGAGCAUAACUUGAAGGACGCCGGAGGCGAAGGUUGGAGCCAGGUUUUCCGCGUCAACUCAUACCAUGUGCCUAUCAACGACGAGGCAUUGGCAGCUAUGGUGCGCAACUUCCACAAAUACAUGCCCGGGCAUGAGCCUAUUUGGACUUGUGUUGGUGUUCCUCGCCUAGGGGAGGAUGAUAUGCGGGUGGAAAUUGAGGUCGUUGCCCAUGUACCUAACUGA
This is a messenger RNA of Penicillium salamii, 696 nucleotides long. NCBI's taxonomy places the organism in Eukaryota, Fungi, Ascomycota, Eurotiomycetes, Eurotiales, Aspergillaceae. The record is from the annotation of a GenBank genome assembly.